Plasmodium vivax (malaria parasite P. vivax) is the source of this 3365-nucleotide messenger RNA. RefSeq lists its product as hypothetical. Gene Ontology annotation, cellular component: nucleus; cytoplasm. The record is from RefSeq and is a predicted model, not a curated record. NCBI's taxonomy places the organism in Eukaryota, Apicomplexa, Aconoidasida, Haemosporida, Plasmodiidae. The coding region runs from base 267 to 3365 and encodes 1032 amino acids. The transcript has a single exon. Gene Ontology annotation, molecular function: RNA polymerase core enzyme binding; RNA polymerase II CTD heptapeptide repeat phosphatase activity.
GCAGCAGGUUGUUAAUUUUGUUUUCCCUUUUUUGUGAAAAUUCUUUCCCGCCAUUUUGCAGCGAACGGUUCGCGCUAUCAGCCAGUUUGAAGGUUGCCCCUCCUCGAGGCGAACUCUGCUGUGGGGCAGCCUGCUAUGCGACGAGUUGAUAAGGCGACACAUGUAGUCGCGGGAGCGCAGCUUGGCCUGUCGAGUGAGGGGGUCGCCCGCCAUCCGCCAGCUGACGCAAAGUAGAUACCCAAGUGAAUGCUCCAGUGAACACCCAAAUGAACGGCCAAGUGAGGAAGAAGAAAAACCUCCUGGAGAGGGAGGCCAAGCUGAACCACCUGGCCAAGAUCUUCCACCGGAAACUGGAAACGCUGCUCAUAUACAUAAGGGUCCCCAAUAAGAAGCAGGAGAAGCUCUUCUUCGACGAUUUCUUCAAUGUAGAGGAGGUGAGCGCGUACAUAAACACGGUUGAGGAGGGUCAGCAGUGUGCUGAGCGGCGUGCCGAGCAGCGUGUCGAGGGGCGCGCCGAUCAGCGUGCAGACCGCGCCUGCUCAGGGGAGAGCCUAAACCUGAACGCAGAAAACGAAAUUAAAAGCAACAAAGACAUUUUUAUAAAAAACCUGCUCAUCUUCCUAAACAACCUGAUCGCUCUUUACUUCUCCAAGAGUAACCUAAUCGACGUUUGCAUAAACCGAAGGAGCUUCAAUAAGUGUGGCUUCUACGCAUGUGAUAAUGUGUUUUUAAACGACCCCAAAAAGGGCAAAUACAAAAUCGACGCGAAAAGUAGGAGCAUCUACCUGAGGGAGUACUACGACUUGUUCUGCUCCGCUAGCUGCAUGAAUUAUAAUUUGCACCUCCUCAGAGAAAUCGCCAAGAAUGGGAAGAAUGGCACCACCGCCAAGGGGGGAGGAACCGAAGUAGGCGGGGGAGUCGGGAGGAACAACCUUAAAACCAAGUGCCAGCUGAUAUACAUCAUGUUCUUAACCUUCUUCCCCAUUUUUAAAUUUCACGACAUUAAUGUGCUGCUAAACAAUUUAGAGUUCGUGCGCAUUCAGAACAACAGGAUCUUUUUGGAACCUGGGGGAGGGGGGCUGGAUGGCAAAGACAAAGGGGAGGCAGGCCACCCCGAGGGGAGGAAGGCAACGAAAGGUGAUGAGAAAGGGUGCACCGUUAGGGCGGUGGAGGGUGAUGAGAAGGGGUGCACCGUUAGGGCGGUGGAGGGUGAAGUUAAGCAGAGAACCCGUCAGUUGAGGAAGACCCUCUUUCCAGUCAUCGUGGAGAAGCGGGAGGGGGGUGAAGACAGUGAGGGGGAGGGAGUGGCAGAGGAGGGAGUGGCGGAGGAGGGAGUGGCGGAGGAGGGAGUGGCAGAGGAGGGAGUGGCGGAAGAGGGAGUGGCGGAAGAGGAAGUCACAGAGGAAGAAGCUACAGAGGAAACCACAGAGGAAGCCACGGAAGAAGAAGCUACGGAGGUCUCCCCAACGGGCAGUUCCCCCAGUGGGCCAGAUGAAAAGAAACUUAUGAUCCUCCCCCUGAGGGAAUCGUUCAGACGGUAUGUCGCAGUGAAUCCAGAGGAGGAAAAAAACUCCAACGAAGAGGCAGAUAGUUGCCCAAAACGCGAACGGGGAAAAGCCAACAAAUCCAAAAGCGUCAGAUUUAAUGAGGACGUCCAAAGGUAUGAGUACUUCAAAGACGAACGGGUGGACGUCUACAGUGUGGCUAGGACCUCCAUGGAGGCGACUCAAGGGGGGGAUUCCCUACCUGGUGAGGAAGAGGAUAGAAGGAAGGACCACCCCGGUGUAUCUCCAGAAGGGGGCGAAACUACCGAAGGGGAAGGGCCAGGUGAGGAGACGAACGGACUAUCCGUGACGCCUCAACACGAUGGUGAUGAGAAUCUGGAAGAAGCGACGAGCGCAGAAGCCGCGGGGGAGGGGAACCCCUCCGAUGGCGAAAUGGCCCAAGUGUAUGAACAAGUCAGGCAGUCCAUUUUUACCAACCGGAAGCACUUCUUUGAGGACGUCCUGGGGAAGACCCUUUUCGACUCGAGCAGGGUAAUCGGGUUUGACUACGAGGGGGGGGAGGAGCAGCAGCGGCAGAGGCAGCAGCGGGAAGAGGAGGAGGAUAAAGAGGAGGAGAAGGAGCACCAGCAGGAGCAGCAGCAGCAGCAGCGGGGGGAUAAAGAGGAGGAGAAGCACCUCCGGACGAGCGCCGCGCAGCGGAUGAGCGAAAUUAACCUGAAGCACGACCGGGAGAGGAAGGGGAGGCGAAUCGUUCUGCUGAGCCAGCCCGGCGGAGGGGCGGCGGCAAGGGCGAUUCCCCAGGCCAGUGAAGGUGGGGGUGAGCCCGACGACGGUGAGGCGGAGGCCAAGGGUGUGAUGAGCGGCGAAAAGGAUGAUGCAGCCCCGGGGGGUGACGAGAAGGACGACGCUGCCCUGGGUGGUGACAAAGAGGAUGCCGCUACCCCGGCUGAUGGCAAAAAGGAUGACGCUACCCCGGUUGAUGGCAAAAGGGAAGAUGCUCCCCUCUACGGCGGCGAAGAGGAAGAUGCCCCCCCCUACCGUGGCGAAGGCGAAGAGGCUGCCCCGAGUGGUGGCCAGGUCGCCCCCGCCUCGGACAGCGAGGAGGACACCGCGAAGCUGCACAACCUGCUGAUGGAGAAGAAGAAAAAGAUCAGCGAGCAGUACGACGAGGCGUUCAACAGGGGUAUGGCGCCGUUCCUGUUCGCGGGGGCAGCCGGCGAAAGCGGAGGGGAGGAAUGCCCCGGAGAUCUCCUCAAGGGGAAGGACAAAUCAGCAGAUGACGAACCAUCGGAUGACGAACCAUCGGAUGACGAACCAUCGGAUGACGAACCAGCAGAUGUCGAACCAUCAGAUGAAGAACAGUUGCAGCAAGUGAAGAAGCAAAGCAAGUACACCUACGGCACAGACAAGUGCAGCGCGUACGACGACAUGUCCCUCUAUGUAGUCCUGUGGGACAUCCUCACAGGGGUCAUCUCCAAAUACACGGUGCAUUAUUUUGAGAAAGGUGAAUUCGUCAUUCCAAAGUGCCCAACUGAAGUGGAGCGCGAUAGAAAAAACGAAUUCUUGAGGAAUGUCUCUGAGCAUAUGCCCAGAACGAUUCACCCCAUCGCUCCCAUCAUCUUCAACGUCUGCCAAACGUUUUCUUUUGGCAAGCCCCUGUUGCCAUUUAAAAAAAUAGUAUACGAAUCUAUUAUAUACAUCAUUGCAGCGGCGCUGGGACGGCACAAGGUCGAGCUGAUUCCUUCCGGCGAAAUGGGGAACAUCCGGAGGGCGGAGGAGUUCCUCACCGUGGAAAACGGAAUGGACGGGGAGGAGCUGGACGAGUUGGCGACGCUUUUUUACCAGCAUGUGUACUACUAG